AAUAACACAACAGAUGAAAUUCAAAAAAUGUCACCUUUUUUAAUACAAAAACUUAUCAAGUCAUGUGCCGGAGAACCUAAAAAUAUCAAAAGACUUCGCUCAGGUGAUCUUCUAGUCGAAACUUUAUCUUCCAGCCAAUCUGCAACCCUUCUCAGUUUAAACAAAUUAGGAAAUGUAAGUGUAACAGUAUCACCUCACAAAUCUUUAAAUUAUAGCCGUGGAGUAAUAUCAGAAUUCGAUCUUCUCUGCGUUUCAGAAGAAGAAUUCGUGAGUGAACUCUCCCAUCAAAAUGUCUGUGCUGCAAGGCGAAUCAAGGUGCGCAGAGAGGGUAAGUUGAUAGAUACUAAAAACGUUAUCCUAACCUUCAACACACCUGAGUUGCCAAAAAGUGUAAGGGCCGGGUAUCUUCAUUGCCCAGUAAGACCCUACAUCCCAAACCCCAUGCGAUGUUUCCAGUGUCAGCGCUUUGGCCACUCAAAAAUGUCUUGUCGAGGCAAACCCACGUGUGCUCGCUGCUCCGUGGAGGGCCAUGACAGUGAUAGUUGUAAAGCUGUGCCACUGUGUGUCAAUUGUAAGGGGGAGCACACAGCAUUCUCUCGCUCAUGUCCUAAAUGGAAAGCUGAGAAGGAAGUACAGUACUUGAAAGUGACUAAAAACUUAACAUAUGCAGAAGCUAGAAAAAUAAUAGCUAGUACACAUCCACGUUUAAAUGUUUCAUAUGCUGAGGCUGCAAAGAAAUUCAAAACAGUAGGAAUCCAAACUAAUCUAUGUCAAAAGAUAAAUAACCAACGGGAAAAUACCUCUAAAAUAACAGUAAUAGAGUAUAAUGCAGGAAAUAAACUAACAAAAACUAGCGCCUCUCAAAACAUAGUAACAGAAACAAUAAACACCAAGGAUAAGCCUUUAGAAAACAAUUCCGCAUCAUCAAGUAAACAAAAUCUCCUGAAACAAUCCGAAACUCCUAUUCUUAAGCAUAGGAGUCGAACUGACAGUUCACUCGAAAGUUUGAGCUCUAACUUUGAUGAUAUGGAAGUUGAAGCCGGACUUGAAUUUCCGAGAAAUCUGCUUCCUCGUCUGACAAAGAAGCAGCAUCGGGGAAAUAAAAUCUCAUAAUGGCUACCCUUAUCUCCUGGAAC
Molecule: messenger RNA, 1136 nt
Organism: Stegodyphus dumicola
Lineage: Eukaryota; Metazoa; Arthropoda; Arachnida; Araneae; Eresidae
Source: RefSeq, a predicted model, not a curated record